This is a messenger RNA of Protopterus annectens (West African lungfish), 1305 nucleotides long. Its product is annotated as 5-hydroxytryptamine receptor 3A-like. The record is from RefSeq and is a predicted model, not a curated record. Gene Ontology annotation, cellular component: neuron projection; synapse; postsynaptic membrane. Gene Ontology annotation, biological process: nervous system process; regulation of membrane potential; signal transduction. The coding region runs from base 1 to 1305 and encodes 434 amino acids. Lineage: Eukaryota; Metazoa; Chordata; Ceratodontiformes; Protopteridae. The transcript is spliced from 8 exons. Gene Ontology annotation, molecular function: transmembrane signaling receptor activity; neurotransmitter receptor activity; extracellular ligand-gated monoatomic ion channel activity.
AUGGAUUAUCUGCAAGGUGAAAGAUUUAAUGUGGAGAAUCCAACACAAGCAAUAUCACAGCAUGAUGGAACAAUGAGUUCCCAGACUAAGGUGCAGCAGGAUGAAAAAGUUCAGCUACUUAAUACAUUCAUAUGGCUUUCAAUGUACUGGCAGAAUGAAUUCAUAAGCUGGAAUCCAGAAAACUGCAAUGGAAUAAGCUCAGUUUCAACAGAAAUUGAGAAUUUGUGGGUGCCUGAUGUUUUAGUCAAUGAAUUCAUGGAUAAGGACAAAUCUCCUGAUGCACCGUAUGCCUUUGUGGAUCACAGAGGAAUAGUAAAAUAUGACAAACCAAUGCGCAUUGUGAGCUCUUGUAAUCUGGAUAUCUUUAACUUUCCAUUUGAUGUGCAGAACUGCUCACUGACAUUUGGACCUUUUACACACUCAGCCUCAGAUGUCCGCAUUGGCCUAGCUAUGUCAGGACAAGAAAUAUCUGACACAUCCAAAGAUAUGAUCAAGACCAAGGGAGAAUGGCAGCUGGUGGAAAUCAUAGCAGAAGAACAUAACCUGCUUGUGAGUGAUGAUGCAUAUAGUGAAGUUGCCUUCCAUGUUGUCAUAAAGAGAAGACCAGCUUUGUACAUAGUCAAUCUGCUGAUUCCAAGUGCUUUGCUGAUGGUGAUAGAUACCGUGAGCUUUUAUCUGCCACCCUUUUCAAUUGACAGAGCCACAUUCAAGAUGAAUCUCAUCCUUGGUUAUACUGUCUUUCUCCUUCUCAUAAAUGAUCUGCUUCCAGAUACUAGUGGAGUUCCACUGAUAAGUACCUAUUUCUUGAUCUGUUUGGUGUUUAUGGUUUUAAGCCUCCUAGAGACAAUCAUUAUCACUUACAUUUUGCAUCUUGGACCAAGCAAGUAUCCAGUUGUUCCUGGCUGGGUAAGGAAAGUGGUCCUACAUGACAUUGCCAGACUGCUUUGUUACAAGCACCAGGAGUGCUCUAUACUUAAAGAGAAAGUUGCCAAUGAGGUCACAAAUGUUGCUAUACCAGGAAAUACUUGCUUAGAUGGUACAGUGUCUUACCCAGUCACAGAAGCAAGACAUUCCAAUGCAAGCUGGGAAAUUAAGUAUUCAGAACUGCCAUUAGCAGCGAUUGCUGAAGAUGUGAAAGAAAUCAGGAGGCAUGUAGAAAGCUAUUAUAGAGAAAAGGAGCCAGAGGAUGAGUGGCGUGAAAUUGCUACCCUUUUAGAUACCCUGCUAUUUCGCAUUUAUGUCUGUGCCAUGAUUAUAUUUGCAUCUGUCAUUUGCAGCUUAUGGUUUGCCUGGUACAAUAUGUAA